GAGAGAGCUAGUGGUUGCUAUAGCCAUGAGAGUCUGAGCAGAGCUUGGAGCCACAGAGAGAUAGUGAGAGGACUGCACUGGGAAAUAUCUGCCCAGGGAAUACAAUAAGUUUUCAGCUCAUUAAGUUGGAUAAACAAAUGGCUUACUGUAGGAGAUACUGGGAGUCAUACUGGAUAUCAUCAGCAAGACAUUAGAAAGAAGAUGAAUAAACGCAGAGGGGAGGUGGAGGAGUGUUAAUGGAACGCCAUGAAAUUCACUUGAAGAUAAAGGAGAUGGAUGUCGAGUAAGUCUUGUGGCAGAAACAGUAAGAAAAAUGGGCAAUGCCAUGAGAAGUAUUCUCGCCUUCAUUCCUUCUGAACGCUGCCAGCGCUUCUUAGUUGGGGACCUGAAGGAGAUGCCGCUAGAUCGGACCCUGGACCUGAGUAGCCGACAGCUGCGAAAGCUGCCUGUUGCUGCCUGUCUCUUCAAUGAGUUGGUGAAGCUUUACCUGAGUGACAACAACCUCAGCAGCUUACCGGCUGAAGUGCAGAGCCUGAGAAAGCUGCAGCUUCUGGCCCUCGAUUUUAACUGCUUCGAGGAGCUCCCACUAGCCAUAUGCAGGUUGCCCCAGCUUAGUAUUCUUUACUUGGGUAAUAACAGGCUUUAUCACCUCCCCGUAGAGCUGAGAGAGCUUAGGGAACUUAGCACUCUGUGGCUGGAGACUAAUUGCUUCACUGUUUUCCCUAAGGUUGUUUGUGAGCUCUCAAAUCUAAAGACCCUGCACCUCGGAUAUAACCAGAUACGGAGUUUACCCAAAGAAUUUGGACGGCUGCACGAGCUGCGAAGUAUUUGGCUUGCUGGGAACCAACUGCCAGAUUUCCCACCAGAGUUGCUUGAAAUGCACUCUCUGGCUGUUGUUGAUGUAGAUCGGAACAGAAUACGUCAUUUUCCUAGCCUUUGUCACAUGCAGGGGUUAAAACUUGUGAUCUAUGACCACAACCCCUGUGUUAAUGCCCCAGCAGUGGCUGAGGGAGUCAGAAGGGUUGGGCGCUGGGCUGAUAGCUCAGAUGACGAGCAGGAAGAUGAUGCUUCAAAAGCAGCAAGUGAGACUACAGCUGAGGUGGUCGAAGUCCAUUCUGAAGAGCAACAGAACAUUCAAGGUUAAGGACCAAAGUGACCUUCAGCUGUGGGGAGGCGGGAUUGACUGGCCAGGCUCGAGUGGCGUCCUGGAGCACUUAAAGCUGAGUGGCAUGACAAAUACUGUCAGGGUGAUGGUAUUUGGUCCAUAUAUGGUAAAGCCAAUCAUUUAAAAGGGAAAGUUCACCUCUGAAAUCAAAUCUACACACACACAAACACCCUAAACUGGCCUGCUGUGCUACUUGUCUAUCAGAUUGUUUGGUGAGAGUUGGCCAGUUUUAGAUAUACUAGUUAUGUUUGCAUUUACAUAUCUUAGAAUUAUGACUUUAUUUUGGAUCGAACUGUCCUUAUAAAGGCCAUAAAGUAAUGAAAUCCAAAAUGCAUAGUCUGUAAAAUGGGAUAUUUGAAUCACGACAUAAAAGCAAUAUUUAAAAGAACAAAAUAAAAAGACUGCAUGCCUUGAAAUGAUUCAUUUCAACACCGUAAACUUUUUAAUUGAUCUUUUUCCUCUGGAAUGUUGCAUGUAUUAUAUUGUUUGUGUAUUGCCAAGUUCACAUAGUAUGUUUGCAAGGCAAUGUGUCAAAACAGGCAUUAACAUUAUUCUAGUAAAUCAGCCAUGCAGCUGUUGCUGUCCAGUGAUCUGAGAAUUAGUUUCUACUUUUCUACUUUUAUAGUCAGUAUAAUUCACAGUUUAUGACUUCUGAUUUUACAAUGCAAAGAAUUAGAAAACAUUUUGUUCCAGCAGUGCAAGAUAGUAUCUGCACCUGCUGAGGAUUUUAAUACCAGAGAUGGAUGGUUUAAGUCAAUUAGUGCACUCUGUAUCCAGACCAAUGCAUAAUUCAUCGACUAGAUUGGAGCUGUGGCUUUGAAUAAAGACUGCUAAUGGGCCAUAAUGUCGUUGCUGUAAGGUUCUGGUUUGAAACAGAUCAUACAUGCAAUUUUGCAAUUCCCCUGUGUACCAGGAAAAUGUUCUGUAAACAAGCUUAAAAGUAAUUCCACGAUAUAUGAUCUGGGCAUUUGGAAACUUUCUAAACAAAAUGCAUAUAAAAAAAAAAAAGAUUGAAAGGGCUUGAAAUUGUUUUUUCUUCUGGAAAUGUGAUUAUUUACGACUGAUUUUCUGUGCUUCCAGCUUUCAUAGAUCUUUAUAUUAUUCUAUAAUAUGUAUUUGAUUUUUUAAAUAUAUGAAUGCAUAAUAUUUUAUCUAAAUGUAUACUUAUAUUACGUUAUAGUAUUUAUUAUGAUUUCAGGCAAUCUUUUACAUUUGUAUGGUCCUAUUAUAAACUACAUAUAUAUCAAUCUGAUUUUGUUAUGUUUUAUGUGCUUAACAUUAUGUUUUAAUGUAACAAUGGAAUAAACUUAUUUAAUCUUAUAUUAAACACAACACCUAUUUUUUUUUUUAAAUCAGUAUAGUUAAAUUUGAAGGUUUGUGAAUGUAUAAACAUCUUUAUGUUUAGUCAUUCAAAAGCAUUCACCAGAGUUUUGGUACGUUUUUACCUUUAUAACAAAAUCAGACGUCAUGUGAAGUUGCAGGAUUUUUUUUCAAACCAACAGCUGUAAUGUUAUUUAAUCUAUGCUUAAGUGUGACACAUACCUAUAUAUAGAUUUCAUGCUUAAUACAAGCCAACAGCAUCAAUGUUAACCCUUUAAGUAUCUGUAGAUCACAACUUAUUACAAACCAUUUGAGUUUGCAUUGCUGCUCUCUCUGCACCUUAACAACUGUGUUAAGUCGCAUAGAUUCAACAAGAUGCUGGAAACAUUCCUCUGAGCUUUUGUUCUAUGCUGACAUGAUAGCAUCACAUGAUAAAGUCUCCUGUAGCGCCACAUGUCAAAGGUGCUAUGGGAUUGAGAUCUGAUAAGUGUGUAAUUCACUGUCAUUUUGAAGAAACGAGUUUGGGCUUUGUGACAUGGCACGCUACCCUGUUGGAACUAGCCAUCAGAAGUUGCUUAGAAUUUCCAGUAAAUUAUCUGUACAAGAGAUUGGAACAAAAAGAAGUAAACAUAUUUUUGUUUAAAAUGUUAAAAACCUAGUAUUCGGGACAUGUUUACUGGAGAUACAAGUUAACUUCUCUUGUCGAUGAUUUUACAUUUCUCAAAUGUAUAUGUAAUGUAAAUUUGUUAUUAAGUAAUUUACUGUAAGACUGCAAGACAGUCAUCAGAUUUCUCUAUAGGAAUUAAAAAUUCAGUUGGUAGCUAGAGUUGCUUUAUUAUGGUGACAAUAAAGAAGUUAACUGUG
Messenger RNA from Neolamprologus brichardi, 3349 nucleotides. RefSeq names its product leucine rich repeat containing 10 (gene lrrc10). The record is from RefSeq and is a predicted model, not a curated record. Gene Ontology annotation, molecular function: protein binding. NCBI's taxonomy places the organism in Eukaryota, Metazoa, Chordata, Actinopteri, Cichliformes, Cichlidae. Gene Ontology annotation, cellular component: cytoplasm.